Molecule: messenger RNA, 9965 nt
Organism: Sapajus apella (tufted capuchin)
Lineage: Eukaryota; Metazoa; Chordata; Mammalia; Primates; Cebidae
Gene: CFAP54
Product: cilia and flagella associated protein 54
Exons: 69
Coding region: 37-9525 (3162 amino acids)
Biological process (GO): cilium assembly
Source: RefSeq, a predicted model, not a curated record
ACACACAGAUAUUCCAGGCCUGCCGGGAGCGUCAAUAUGGCGGCGCAGGGCGCCCCCUCGAACUCUCCGUCGGACGAGUCCACCACCUCGGGGUUGCUGCCAGAACUGCCGUCGACCCAGCUCCUGACCUCCACGGUGAUUAAGGAGUCAAACGGGAGCUCCCGGUGCUCUCUGCUUCAGGGGACCUGCCCCGAGGACUCGUUGCCCGUAGCCGUGUUUUAUGGUCCGCUGGACGAGAAAAACCCGCUUCUGGCCUCUUGUGAGAAGGAGAUCCGGGAGUUGUUAGGCUUUAUGAGGAAAAAGAAGGCUUUUGCCACCACAGAGGAAGAGAAGCACGAAUUCCGCCGGCGUUGUGCUACUUCUUUGUUUAAUACCUGGACUAAAUACGCCCCCAGGCUGCCAGCUGACUAUUACAAUGAAAAGCUUCUGAAGGUUGGAGAUAGCCUUUGUCAAAUGAAAGAAUACAAACUGGCCCUUUUACAAUGCUAUGGAAGAUAUCUUCAGCAGUUCAGUACCAAUUUUGAUGAGAAUAAAGUAGAUGUAACUCAAUUCAAAGCUGCCUUUUUCCCAAAAGGCUUUAGAGAUAAAACUGCUGGACUUACAUUUCAUGCUUUGAGUGGCAAAAAUAUGUGCAACUACCAGCUGGUCUGCGACAGUGAUGAAAACCUGCAGAAUAAAGAAUCCGUGGUCCAGUGUCUGCAUAUCUUGUCCUUCUUAAGGCUCAUCAUGCAGGUGGCUCUGCCACAGGAGCAUCUUUGCUGGAUUAUCUUCAAUGGUACCAUUUAUAUUUACACCAUUUGCAGAAAACUGAUGGUCAUAGGUCAGUCUUCCAAGGCCUUAGAGUAUCUCCUGUGGGCCAGCAUGUGUAUGGAGUCCUCGGUCCCACUUCUGUCGCUCAGGUACUUGACAUGGCGGGCUACUCUCUACACGGCUGUUUGCCAGUGCUGCUAUGAUUGCCAAGCUGGGAUUCACGGAGAGGCAUUUGCUCGGCGUGCUUUGGGUAAAAUUGAUGAGUUAAGGCAACUGGAGUUAAUGAGCUCCUCAAAAUUCCAGGAAGAAUCGAGAAGAUAUUUUAGAGAGGCCACAAUAAAGAUGGCAGUGAUGAUCUUCAAAAGAGGAGUCUUUGAAUCUAGAAGAAAAAACAAAGCUUUCUUUAGACCCAAGAUAAGAAUUAACCUAAAGGAAGUACAAACUUUUUCAUGGCCACGUACUGUCACAGAGCGGCUACUGGAUGAGAUGUUUGAUAGCGCCGCAUCCCGGUUUCUGGCUGUCUUGGAAGCUCUUUCUGAUUCAAAUAGGCGAAUACUGCAAACUGGACCCAUUGUUACAGAUGAAGUGGAGAUUCAUGAUGUUGUUUCAGAACUGUUUAUGGCAGGAAAACAACUAUUGAUAAUGUCAAAUACUGGUGCAGAUGGAAUGCUUGAUUUUCCGAAAACAUCUCUUCUGGAACUUGUGAUAGAAAGAAAAGAUGUUAUUUCUGUGGAUGCUGCUGUGAAGUUUACAAAAUUAGCUUUUACUUAUGAGGAAUGGAGUUUAUUUGAAUCUUCUGCUGUACAUCUUAUUUAUUUUCUCCAGAGGCAGGAUGAUCCAGAGUCAAAGAAAGCAGAGAAGGAUUUAACUCUUCUGAUUGCAAUGGAACCACUAAUCAACAUAAAGAGAAACAAAGGUUUGAUCUUUCCUUUGGAAAACUAUAGAGAAGGAGAGGCAGCUCAAAUUUAUUUAAAAAAAAUUGCUGUUCAUGAUACUUAUUUGAAGAUUUGUGGAUAUUCAGAGGAUAUUUUCCAUUUGGCAGCAACCUUGUGUUUCUGUGUCUGCGCCAGUCCUCAGGAUGUUCAGCCUGAUAAGGAAAUCGUUGUGGACACAAUAAUGUUCCUAUGGCAGAAAUGCAAAUUAGGAAUUCAGCGGCUCAAUAUAUCCAGAAAUGACUAUGCAAAAUUCAUCCAGAAAAUCAGUACUAACAAAUGGAUUUAUCUUCUGUGGCAGUUAAAUGAAGUAAUUCACUGCUCUAAAAUGGAAGACAUUGACAUUGUGGUAGUGGCAGAAGUCACAUUACGAUUAAGUGAAGUAUUGGAAUCUUUAGGAAGCCCAGGAAGAAAAUUUAAAAAAUCUCUAGACGUACCUUUAAGAAAAGGGACUGAUGAAUUCCCUGGAGCUCCAAAAGGGAUCACAGAAAUUCUUCCAAUAUUAAAGAAAAAUCCUGUGGAACAGUUACUUUUUGCUUAUAAACUUCUUGACAAAGCAAUAGGUGGAAUAAAUUUGAAUUGCAUGUUAACCACUUUGCCAAAUGGAUCAUCAGUAAUUGACCACUGCUAUGCCAAGCAUACCCACCAUAUAGAUGGAGAUACUUACAAACCACUUGCCUCAAAUAGUUUCAUGAUGGAUUUGCAUCUUGAACUAAUUCAAGCUCAGCAUCGAAUAGCUGUUGUGCUUCUGGACAAAUUGCAAGUUUUGCAGACUCCAACUGUUAGCAAAGAUAUUUCUACCAAGGGUCCAGAAAAGUUAAAACAAUCUAGAAGCACUGAUUGUUUUACAGAAUUAAAUAUAAUGAAUAAAAUAAAGAAGAAUACAUUAUCCAAAGCAAUUUACUUAAUGCAGAAAGCUCUUUUAAUAUUCGAGAAAGAUGCAACCUCUACAUCUUCAUGGGAAUUUUUGACGGAAGCAUAUUCUUUAAUUGAGAGGAUUGAAGCUGAACAAAAUGCCCUGUAUUCCUAUCAGAAAUAUUUGGAAAGUUCAAAAAGAAAGAAAAGCAGAAUCCCUCCUCCACCUAUCCUGCUGUCUCGAACUCACUGUUCUGUGACACUCAAACCUGCUCCGUUUACUUCAGAGGUUAAGGUCUCUUGGUACUGCAUUUUGGGUUGCAAAGCAGAAGGAAGUUAUGGAAAAGUACGGCUAAACAAUAAUCAUCUCCCAAAUUCAGGAGAAGCGAUACCAGCUGACGGUAAAAGCAUUUUCGAAGUGAAAGGUUUAGAAACCAAUGAAAAAUAUGUAUUUGCAGUUGCUGCCUAUUCUAAUAAUGGAAAGCUUGUUGGGGGUGCUAUUGGGGAGACAACUAAACCAAUUCUGGUUUAUCCACCUCUUUCAACUAUUACUGCUCGGAUGUUCCUCACACAGGUUGCCUAUCAAGUUGGUAACUAUGAGUUGGCUAAGAAAGUUUUCUCACCAGUUUGGGAUUAUUUUGUUGCUUCCCCACUUCAGGAUGAACAAUCUGUUAUUUGUUUAAGCAAUAUAAUUACUAUUACACAGAGAAGAUUACAUGCAGAUAUUUUGGCAGAGACUUCUUCAAUCCUCUUAUACCUUUUUCUCAGAAACAUUUUUGUAAUAAGUGACAUCAAAAUUAAAGAAGAAAAUCUUUUCUGUGAUAAUAUUAAAGGCAAUGAGGUUUUCCCAUCUCAACAAAUUGCCAGACUGAUUGAAUGUGAGAGAGUAUUAGUGGCAUUGGAACUUAGCAACUCUCUAAAUGAUUCCAGCUAUGCUCUUCAAGCUGUGACUCAAUGUUAUGGCCUUCUUGCUCCCAUAAUCUAUCACAAUAUUGUUUUGGUACCUGUUGUACAGAUCUUGAUAAAGUGUAUAGUGGUUUUGCAAGGACUACCAAAUAUCGUCUGCUCGAAAAAACAUACUGCGAGUUUUGAAAGCGUACAGCACAUGAUAGCUUGUUGUAUCUUCUAUAUAACGAAGAUUCUGCGUUCAUGGAGGGAAUAUGACCUGGCAGUAAUGAUUAUAAAUUACGGGAAAAAAAUGUUGGACAUCACACCAGAAAGCAAGUCUCUGUUGGAUGGUAGUAAUGAACAAGAAGAAAUGCCAGAGGAGGAUUCUUCUAAGAAGUCUUUAAAGACUAAGAAGCCACAGCAGAUACUGUUGCCUGAAAAGAUAAAUGAACAGCUGGCUUUGUUGGAGACACACCUACUCAAACUGACAAAGCAAUAUGUUACAUCUGAACUCUCAGGAGGAGAAGACCCUAUAUUUCUUUAUCCUGUAGUUGUGAAUUGGUCAAUCAAAGGUGCCGUGAAAGAAGUUAUGAAAUUUAAGCAAAAACCAAGAUUUCUGGAAUUCUUUACACAAGUUAUGCUAAAAUGCAUGAAUGAGGAAAAAUUUCAUCUUGUGGUAGAGAUAACAAUUCCUGUCCAUGACUUCUUGAAAAGGAGAAAUGAGUCUCUACUUGAAAUAAAAAAAGUGAAAUAUAAGGACAGUGCUUUAAAUAAAAAAGCAAACAAAUCUUUAAAGUUCAAAGCUGCCGUAAUGGAAAUUGGAAGAAGUGCAGAAAUUCAACAAAGAAUAAGAAGUAAAAGAAAGGAAACUCUAAGAGAUCUCAUUUUAAAACAUCCAGCUAUUUCUGAAAUGAUGGCACAUGAAAGAAAUAAGAGAGCCAGUGUUAGAAGAGCAGCACAACGGUACCUGAUGGAUUACUUGAAUCCUCUAAUAUCAACUUAUAUUAAAAGAAAGAGGUUCCGUCGUGUUUCUCUUGAAGAGAUGCCCUGGAGAGCUCAGAUGAACCUGUAUCUAGCAGGCGCACACUUCAACCUGGUUUUACAAAAGCUGGGGGAGCGUGCAAAGAUGAAAUCUGGCACUUCACAUAUGAUGGUCAGUUUCAGAUCAUGUGAUCCUAACAUAUUCUCACUCUAUAAUUCAGGAACAGUAUUACCAACACGAAAAUUGACUGUAGAAAAUUAUAAAGCAAUGCUUGAUUUCCUUCUUACAGCCAAAAAAAGAAAGGCCAACUUACCAUCAGAUGCUGAAGAAUUUUCUACAUUUAUUAAUUCCAAAAUGAGUGAUGAAAAUAUGUCCAAGACACAAACAGUUCACGACUCAGACUCUCAAUCAGGUUCUAGUGCUAAAGAAAAGGAUCGAGGAGCAAAUUUGUGUGUAAUGGAUCAUUUUAUGAAAAUCUUUUUAUACUGCAGGAGAGCAAUGGUUCUUGCUCAUCGUGGUGGCUAUUGGACUCUGCUUCAGAACUGCUGUCGGGCCUUUUGGAACUUUACUCAGGAACUACAAAUACUUCUUAAACAGGGAGUGGAUAUUUAUAAAACAUUUCCUAUUAGUCAAGAUGGUUUCCUCUGCACCUCUGUUUUACCAUUCUAUUUGGGAGCAGAAUUACUUAUUGACAUGCUAAUACAACUACAAAACACCAAUUCUAUUAAGCCCAUUGAAGACAAAGGAGAAUUCAGUGUUCCAAGUUGUUAUGGGAAUAUUAAAAAUGAUAACGGUGGUUCUAGUCUUACAUUUGAGCAUCCUUUAGAUGAUGUAAAUGUGGUUGAUUUGAAAUGGAUCCACAACUUUGUGUUAAAAUCCCUGGAAGUUUUAUAUCAAGUGGAAAAAUGGGAAACACUAGUAUCACUUGCCAUUCAGUUCAAUACAGUUUCACAUGAGCGGUAUACAGAACAAGUGACACCACUUCUGGUGUAUGCACAGCGCCAGCUUCUGCUGAGAAUACACAAGUUCAAGGGCCCAGAUAUUACCCAACAACCUUGUGCAAGGUAUGAGGCUGAAUAUGGAGAGAAGAUAACCUGCCGAAAUUUUGUUGGGAAGCAACUUAAGAUUAAUUCUUCAACCAUUGAAGAAACAAGCAACUGCGCAGACUUACUAAAAAUGCUUAUCUAUUCAGAAUACAGCCGAGCCAAAGCGCUUGUCUGCGUGCCCGUGGACGUGACAGACACCUUGAGGUGUUUUAGAGAGACACUGGAAAAAUCCAAAUACCAUAACAGAUCAAUGCGACACAGCAGAAAGUUGCUUUCAUUAUUUCUUGCACAGACACAAGGAGAGAGAGGAGGAAUAAACAAUUCCAAAUGUACUCCUGGAAGGGUGGAAUUUUGCCUGGGGACAGAGGAGAUGCAUAUGUCAAUACCCCCUGACCUUUCUCAGGAGCACUUCAGAGUUUUUAGUUCCGUGGAGAAAAGCAAACUUCCAUAUUCACAACUUGGACUCGUAAUUUCUUCUUAUCACCAAACUAUUGAUGUUCUCCAAGCCAGUAAUCAAAGAAGUCUUAAAGUUCAGGCGUUGCAUUCACUUGGAAGUCUUCUCAUCUUUGCAGAAAAGAAAAGGGCUGCUUUUAAGUGUUGGUGUCAAGCUCUUGAUGACAUAUUCAGAAAACCAGAUGUGCUGCACACGUGGAAAGAGUUUGGCCCCUCACUCACCAAUGUCACCAACAGCCAUUCACCUCUGGGUUUCAAAGACUAUAGUGAGGAGUUUCUGUCAAAAGUUGGCAUCUGGGGGUGUUUGCAAGGAGCAGUCAUAUCAGCCAAGAUAGCACAAUUUAUUCAGUCAUUGAAUGUUGAAAAGAGAACUGACUGUUGCAUUUUGUCUGCAUUACUCUUUCAGGGUUUGCUUAGAACCACACUUCCACAUCCCAAAGCGGAACGUUGCUAUGCUCAAUAUGAAAUCACUCAACUUCUCCCAGGCAUUGAGCUCUUCUCAGAUAGAUACAGGGCUGACAUUUGCUCUGUAAUUGCAAGUCUGUAUUACAUUAUACGUGAACUGCACUUUGUUAGGCAAAACCUAAUAGUUUUGCCUCUCCUUGCAUUGUACCAAUAUUUUGUUUCUGGAAUUUGUCAAGACUUAAUCAGAAAUCUAGAAGCAAGAAUCCUCAAGAUAGAAGUCCUUAUAGAUUUGAGAUUCUUUUCUGAAGCCUUUUAUGAGAUAUCCCAGAUUUUCUAUGGAAAAAACAUGCCUUGUUCAAUACCCGCAGGCUAUAAAGCUGCUGGAAAAAUGAAGCUAUUUCAAUCAUUUGACUCAGGAAAACCUCUUACCAGUAAAGAAAAUAUGCAGGCAAUUGAUGAAUUAAGAAAUAAAGGCUUGCCUGCCAUUCUGAUUACAAUUGACCAACCGCAUCUCUCAAAUAAGUUUUAUUUUGUUAAAGCAUACUUUUUCCUAAGUGUGGCUGCAACAAUAAAUUGUGUCCCAGAAAAUAAACUGAAAACAGUAAUUACUGACAGGAGCAAACCAAACCUACCAAACUUGAACGAGAUAUAUUCAAAAAAUGAUGGAGGUUCAUUUUAUCAUCUUACAAACAAUGAGGUCACUCUUAGCAUGCUAAAGUCAACUUUACUAAUGGAAGCUGAGGACAGGCUAAACAUCCUUCUGUCGGAGGUGGAACAUCCAGGGCUCAAGACCCUGUCUCAGUGCUCCGCUGGCGAGCUGGAGAUUGUGGUGGAGGCCAGGCUUCAGCUGGCUGCAGCUGCUCUGCAGAGGCAUCGGGCAGCACACAGUGCUGCAAUAGUAUUUUCUACACUUACACUUCUCCAGGAUUCAAAACUUUUUCAAAAGAAAGUAGUACAGGAGGACACAGAGAAUCCUGUCUCUCCAGGAACUUCUGCCACUGACAAUAAAGAUGACAGUGAGUGUUUAGAUCCUAUUUCCCUUAAUGCCCGAGAAUAUUUCAACAUUCAUCUGUGGUUGAGGUGCCGCUCAGCGCUGGUGACUGCGUUUGUUGCACAGAUUCAUGGCAUUGGAAUUGUAAAAGAGGAUGAUAUGACAGAUUGCCUGAGCCUCAUCAAUGAAGUGUGUAUGGAGGCAAAAAGUGCAGGCGACACGGAACUGCAGGCUGAAUUAUUGACGCAAGCUGUAAUUCUUGGCCUACAAGAAAAGCAUUUAAAGGCGGACAUCAUAACAAAACUUCAGGAUAUAAUACAUUUGCUGGAAGGAAAUGAAUUUAUUUCUCCUCAAUCACGGCUAACUCUGGCAAGAAGCCUUGUUUUACUGGAUGACUUAACCAAAGCUGAGAAAUUCAAGGAAUCUCCCUUUUCAAAAACAGGAAAAUUAAAUUUGUUGACUCAGGCUCACAGUAUUCUAACUGAACAGAUGCUAACUUUUGGAGAAACAAUUGAAUUUCCUUCAUCAAACACUAAAUAUGCAAAUCCAUUAGAGCCUUUGAAAAAUAUCUAUCUUCCCCAUGUCAUGUUAUUGGCCAAAAUAAAAAUGAGAAUUGGACACACAGUGGCCAAGCAAGUAUAUUAUAACAAUAAAAGGAAGGACCCUUCGAAGUGGUUGCCUGCUCUUCAUCUGUUCGACGUGGCACUGAAGCUCUGCAAAACAGCAGCAGCCGAGGAACAGGAGGUAGAAGCUGAAAUCCUUUUUCAGAAAGGCAAAAUAGAACGUCAAAUACUAAUGGAAGAGAAAUCUCCAAGUUUUCAACUUGAGAGUUUAUAUGAAGCUAUACAACUAAGCCUGAAUAAUGAUCAAAACUCAGGAUUGAUAAGAGACUCCUACCUAGAAAUGGCUCUAUUGUAUUUUCAUCUGAAGAAGCCAAAAAGGAAUAUUUCAGGAUCACCAUUAACACUUAAGCCUCCUCUCAGAAGAAGUAGUUCUGUUAAAGAAACAGCAGCAAGUAAAUUUGAAAUGUACAGUUCAUUAGCCUGGAUUGCAAUAAGAGCUGCUGCACAGGUCAGUGAAGCUGUGCUGGCAAUUAACCUACUUAUGGGAAAGAAGAAUAUUAGAACCCAUAGAGUUAAUCAAAUGGCAUUAUCAAAUAUCCCAGAAUUUGCUGCUCUGGAUCUUUUGUCUUCGUAUACAGAUUACUUGCUUGAUAACUACCAAGUCGUCUUCCAGACUUCCUGUACAUUUUUGUACCAAAAUGAUGAUGCGUAUGACAGCACAGAUGGUAGAAAAAAGACUCAGACCAAAGUGGAUAUUACAUGGAUCCUUCUACUGCGCUACUAUAUUCACCUUCAGAGGAUUAAUAAUCUCAGCAAACUGUUAGCAUCCGCAACACCAGUUUCUGGAAUUUCUUUGCCAGAUGAUACACUUCUCACAUCCCUUUACAACUCUGAGUUGAUUUUGCGCCAGAAAGAAGUGCAUUUUUUCCUUAAAAAAUUCUUACAGCUGUAUUCUUCUUCUUCAAUUGAUGAAUUUCCAAAAGAACUUCUUUGUCUGGAAAAUCCCCCUCUUUCAGAAAAAGGCUUACAUGAAUCAUCAGCCAAGUUGUAUCGUGAUAGUUCUCUACAAUCCAUUUUAUCCUUUAAGCCUGUUUCAAGCUCAUCUUGUAUGGACAUAAUGCCAAUAGAAAUGGUAACACAAGCUUCAAACAAAGAACUUUGCUUUCAGUGGUACAUUCCUCCCCUGGACAGACCUCCCAAGGAGACAGAACCUAUGGUUUUAUUGUUGUAUGCAUAUAAUUUGAAGCCUCUGAAGAUUUCAGAUGUUAGACAUUCCACUUUUAACAACGUAUGUGCUGGCUCUUUAUGGAUUCCACUGAACAGGGUUAUUGCAAUUCAUGAGAAAUUAUCUAAUCUUGUACAAAUAGCUGAAAUAUCAUUGCCAGCAGCUCCUGAAAUUACCUCAAAUGAAAACGUAUAUGACAUAGGAGACGUGGAAGAGGAAUCAAUUGAUAAUGAAAUGGAAGACAUGAUUAUUGAGUGUUGUUCUGAAAUAGCAUCUCUGUUUUUGAAUGAUAAAGAGUCAACACCGCUAUCUGAGGUCCCAUUUGAUAUCUCGCUGCCAUCUAUAUUCAGUCUUGAGAGACUGUUUGAUCUGGCUAAUGGUUGCAUUUUAUCAGGAGGAAGCCUUUUCAGCUGGAUAGUGUCAAUUAUUCCCUGAACAUCCUUUACACAGGAUGAUAAAACUGAGAAAUAAGAAUGUGACAACAGACUGAGGAAUUUUUCAGCAAUAUCUGUCGGCCUUUGGAAAUUUAGUGAGAAGUAGUCAGGAUUCAAUGUCUUGCUUGCCCAGAAGCCUCCGGUUCAAACUUAUAUCUUGCCCCGUCUGAUUACUUAUGAUAUAUACAAAUACUCUAAAUUUUCCUUUGAGAUUUCACUGUUGCUCAACCAGCCUCCUGCAGCCUCAAAGGUGUUUUAGCUCCCAGUAGGACAGUUUAACUACUGUCUUCUCUGUGACUUCCAAGUCUAUGUAACUCCUCAGCUUGCUCUCAAUUUGUCCAGCUGAUCUAUUUCUUCAAAGUUGUUUUAGCUUCCCUACUCUCUCCUGUGUUUUGAAAAGAAUAAAUUCUCAAGUAAAUUAAAACUACCUUCUGAUAAAAA